AUGUCUUCCUCAAAGUUGCAAAGAGCCAUAGAGAACCCAACUCUUGAGCUCAAAAUCGUAUCAGCUGACGUCAAUCGUAUCGAUGCCACGGACAAGAUUGACGUAUACGCCAUCGUUUCAAUCAACGGCGAAACUACUCAACCGAAACAAGCGGCCAAAACACCUAUCGACUACGACGGUGGUUCCAAUCCGACGUGGAAUCACACCGUCAAGUUCUCCGUCAACGAGGAAGCAGCAGCUAUAUUGAGCGUCAAUGUCAAGUUAUUUAGCUAUUGGCUCGAAGGUGAAAAUGACGUUUAUUUGGGAGAAGUCAAUGUCCCGGUUGAGGAGCUUCUUGCCUCAAAUCCGAUCCCACCGUAUGUUAACGGUAACGUCAAUAAAAUGAAAUCUAUGACUUGUCCUAUUAAAGUCACAGAAGGAGGAAGUCCCAAAGCAACGUUGAGCCUUUCCUACCGGUUUAAACCCGUACGGGUUGAUGAUGUGCAUUCUCCGGCACCGUUUAAACCAGUACCGAAUGAUGAUGUGCAUUCUCCAGCCCCGGAUCAUUUGACAUCGAUUGGUCAACCACCGGAUCAUUCGCCAUCGAUUGGUCAACCGGUUUAUCCAAACCCGGAUCCAACAAUAUCAUCAGGUCAGCCUGUCGUAUUUUCGCCUCGGUUUCAAACCGGCACAACGAAACUGAUCCUAGAGGUCGUGAUCAAAUACGCAAAGGACAUAGAAGAUGUCAACGCCUUCUCGGCAAUGGACGUUUACGCUUCCGUUGCGAUCCUUAAAGACAGGAAAGUUAAGGAUAGGAUCAAUACACCUAUCGCUUUCUCGGCGUACACAAACCCGAAAUGGAACCACAAGAUUAAGUGUUCUCUCGAUGAGAAGUUAGCUCAAGAUGGACGUUUGAUCCUCCUCGUGGAAUUGAUGAGCCAUAGGCCUUUUCUUGGUGAUAAAGAGAUUGGAUUCGUCAGGCUUCCGGUUCAACAACUAUUGAGCUCAAAUCCACCUUCUUCCUUGACCAACGGUGAUGCUAACGGUAUGAAGUUGGAGACGCAUGCUUUAACGGGUCCUUAUGGGAAAAAAGGUGUCGUGAGCUUCACGUAUAGGUUUCUUACGGAACAAGUAACAGUUCCACCACCAGCAUCCACAACACCUCAACCAUAUGUUAUGUAUCUACCCGUCUCGCCUCGGCCAUACCCGUCAUCGAAUCCGAUUCAGGUAAGCACGGGUUACGUGACUGUUCAACCGGGUGCAAAUGCUGGGUCAAACGACGGUCUAGUACCAAUUUUUAUGCCGCCUACAUAUCAAUCACAUGGAUCAUACAACCAAUAUUCACCACGACAGCUGAAACCGCAACCACCACCGCAACAGUCGCAGCUUAAACCACUGCCUCAACAGCCAUUCCCUCAGUCACUACCGGAUAUACAAGAAGCAUAA
Molecule: messenger RNA, 1425 nt
Organism: Arabis nemorensis
Lineage: Eukaryota; Viridiplantae; Streptophyta; Magnoliopsida; Brassicales; Brassicaceae
Source: the annotation of a GenBank genome assembly